GCCGCGUCAGGACCGAGGAAGCAGAGGCCGGUGUGCUCGCACGGCGCCCGGCCAUGUGCUGAGGGAGGCCCCCAGGACUCGGCUCGGCUCCCGGUGUCGCGGGUGUGCGUGAAACAGCCCUUCUGUGCUCCCGGUGUGACUCUCGAAUCAUGGCGAGUCCAAGAACAAGGAAAGUUCUGAAGGAAGUCAGAGCACAAGAUGAGAACAAUGUCUGUUUUGAGUGUGGUGCCUUUAACCCCCAGUGGGUGAGUGUGACCUAUGGAAUUUGGAUCUGUCUGGAGUGCUCAGGAAAACACCGAGGCUUGGGAGUUCACCUCAGUUUUGUACGUUCUGUAACCAUGGACAAGUGGAAGGAUAUUGAGCUGGAGAAGAUGAAGGCUGGAGGUAACAGCAAAUUCCGAGAGUUCCUGGAGUCUCAGGAUGAUUAUGAUCCCUGCUGGACAAUGCAAGAGAAGUACAACAGCAAAGCUGCAGCUCUCUUUAGGGAUCAGGUAGCUACAGUAGCUGAAGGAAAGGAAUGGUCGAUUGAAACUUCUCCUGCAAGGAACUGGACCCCACCUCAGCCUAAAACAUCUCUUUCUCCUUCUCAUCGUAGUUAUGCUGGACAAUCUCAGACUGCAACUGCCUCUUCUGACAAGGCUUUUGAAGACUGGUUAAAUGAUGAUGUCAGUUCCUACCAAGGUGGCCAAGAGAAUCGCUAUGUUGGGUUUGGCAACACAGUAAACCCUCCAAAAAAAGAGGAUGACUUCCUGAACAAUGCUAUGUCCUCACUGUACUCGGGAUGGAGCAGUUUUACAACUGGAGCAAGCAAAAUUGCCUCUGCUGCUAAAGAGGGUGCUACCAGGUUUGGAUCUCAAGCAAGUCAAAAGUUUUGGGGCUACAAGCAGCAGCCAGAGCCGGCAUCAGAGUUAGGUCAGACAUUAAAUGAAAAUGUUCUCAAACCUGCACAGGAAAAGGUGAAAGAGGGGAAAAUAUUUGAGGAGGUCACCGUGGGGGUAUCCCAGUUGGCCAGCAAGGUUCAGGGAGUUGGGAGUAAGGGAUGGCGAGAUGUCACCACUUUCUUUUCUGGCAAACCAGAUGAUAAUGCUGACAGACCCCCGGAGGGAGGCAGCUACCAGAACAGUGGUGGGGAGAGCUACCAGAACAGUGCUGUAGAUCAGAGCUUCUGGGAGACCUUCGGCAACUCAGAUCCACCAAAAGCUCAUAAAUCUCCAAGCAGUGAGAGCUGGACCUAUGUGGACAAUUCCACAGAGAAGAAGAGCUCCGAUAGCUGGGACGUGUGGGGCUCAGGAACAGUCUCCAACAACAAGAACAGUAACAGCGACAGUUGGGAAAACUGGGAAACCAACUGGGAAAAUUCAGGAGGAGAGAGCAAGACCAGAAAACCUCCUAAGGCAACGAAAAAGGCAUCUUCAGCUGGUGAUGGGUGGGAUAACCAGAACUGGUGAACUCUGUUAACCCUGUUUUGCACAGCUACCAAAGGGAGGCUGUGCUGGCUGAUGGAGGGGAGAAGAUUUUACAUGCAGUUGGAGUAUUGUGGUUGACCUUUACUGAUCUGUUACUUUUGUGCUUCCUGUUCAUUCUCCUUUCUUCUAUCCUGGUUUAGAAAAACAGAAGUAGCAUCUGAAUCUUUUAUUGCAUAAAGGUGGCUCUCCCUUUUUUAAGCCUAGUGCUGACUGUAUCCUCCUUGCACUGUCAAAGCUGGGUACAGUGACUCUCUUAACAUGACAGUUCAAAGGGAAGAAAGCAGUGCAAGCGCAUCUUCAUGGCACGGCCUUGCAUGUAUAGGUUAAUAGAUGUUCAUCCAAUCCUUGUGUAACUUGAGAUGACCUGAGGUGUUCAGUGCAAAGGAAGGACAGGGUUUGUCUUGAAAAGAUAUCCAUUAAAUAACAAGCUGCGGUUGAAUAGAUGUAUUUCAAAUGCCUUACGGAUUGCUGUGACAAUUGCUGUCUGACAAUUCAAGAUGGCCAUUAAGAUAUUUUCUAUUGCAGCUUUGAUUUUAAACUUUGAGGGUUCUUUUUUAGCCUUUUAAAUCUUAUUUUUUCCCCUUAAUAAGGAAUCUAGAGCUAGAGAAUUCCUUGUGUAAACUCAUAGUUCUGACCUGAGCUAUCAAGGGAUAUCCAGAGUGGCUCUGCCUGCCCUUCUUGCUCCAUGGGUCAAGACUUUGUGCAGUGCAGCUCUUCUACACAGACAAAAUGCCAGUCUGUGGUGUUCUCUUUCCCCCAGUUUGACUAUUUUAUAUAGUCUGGUUUUUAUUCUUGUCUUUCUUCCUUCUACCCAUCAUUUUUAUCAGAAGAGAUAAAAUAGAAAUCAUUCUGCUGCUCACAGCCUUUUGGAUGUCUGUUUGGCAGCUUGGCAGUGAAACAGAUCUAUAGAAAAGAUUCCAGUAAUAUAAAGGAGAUGGAAAAUAUGAGGACAUUGAGGAGAGUGGCUGGCAGCAAGCCCCUUCAAGAUGAGUAGAUGUCUGGCUUCGAUAGUAAAGUUUAAGUUAAGCAGAUGUUUUCCAAAUGAAUCUUUAAUAUGUCAAACUAUCUCAGUUUCUGUCUUGGAUUUCUCCACAUUUUCUUCCUCGAUCUUGUUAAAGAAACCCUAUUUUGGGAACUCCAGAAACUCCUUGUCAGCAUUAAGGAAUGGAAUAGAAGAUUCAGUUAUGUCUCUGCUUUGACCCCACAAACUGCUUUGCAUGAAACGAACCAUAACUUCUACAGAAGAACUGUGACUGUAAGGACAAAGAUGUCCUAUGUAUCCCAUUUUAUUUUUGGGGUGGAUUGUAAAUGUACACUCCGCCCAGAAACAAGCAGCUCACUUGGAAACUUCAAAUCAUGAUGUCAUUGCAUAGUCUGCUUUCAUACCAGCAUGGAGUUCUCUACUGUGGAUCUUGAUACAUGCCUAAAAAAGCCUUUUCUUAAAACGAGUUAAUUUCUUCAAGCAAACAACUUAAGUUGUCAAAGUUCCCUUAAAUACUGCUUCAUCUCUUUUUUUCUCUUCUUGGAUGUUUUUGAGCCUACAGUAAUGUGAAGAGAUUUAAAGGGAAGGGAAAUUAUGAAUCGCUUCAAAAGUAGCAGAUUUUAAAGGCUUCAGUCUAUGUAGGAGUAGCUCUAUUUAUAGCCUCAUUCUGUAUUUCUAUUAGUAGGAUCUUUCAGAUGGUGAGCAAAGUAUUUUUCUAGUCUUCUCUAGCCCUGUCCUGUGAGACUUGGCAUGUCUCUUUAUUCCCCUUGCUUCUCCUGACAGUGUGGUCUCUGCAGGACCCAGACACUACUCCAGGCUGAGCCAUCCGAGGCACGUUCUCACCACCACGCUGACCCUUUGGAAGUGAGAGCUCUCAGUUUACAAUGCUGCUUGUGGGUACCAUUGCAGACGUUUACAGCCUGACUUGGAAAACAAGGCUUUUGUUCUUCUUUUCCUCCAGUUCCAAGUAUACCUUUGUCAUAGCUUAACUGCAUGUCAAACGUAACCUUGUAUUUUGAUGCAUACACCUCUGUUGCCUACUUGUCAUUUGUGUGCUGCCCAGUCCGAAGCUGUAAUGCAUGUGCUCAGAGCAAGUGCCACAUGGGUGGCAAGUGGCACUGCCUGGUCCUUGACCAACGGUUUGUCUUUGUGAAGUGUUGCGGUGAUGGCAAAACCUAUCCAAUGGGUUGCACUGCUGGUGUCUGUCUGGAGUGAUGUGAAGCUGAUCCAGCUUCCUGUGUAUGACUUUACUACACUUUCAUAAACCUCCUGAAAUA
Messenger RNA from Neopsephotus bourkii (Bourke's parrot), 3725 nucleotides. RefSeq names its product ADP ribosylation factor GTPase activating protein 1 (gene ARFGAP1). The record is from RefSeq and is a predicted model, not a curated record. Gene Ontology annotation, molecular function: GTPase activator activity. Gene Ontology annotation, cellular component: Golgi membrane. Gene Ontology annotation, biological process: regulation of ARF protein signal transduction; regulation of endocytosis. Bases 150 to 1448 code for a protein of 432 amino acids. The transcript has 15 exons. NCBI's taxonomy places the organism in Eukaryota, Metazoa, Chordata, Aves, Psittaciformes, Psittacidae.